AUGCCCAUUGGAAAGGGAGUACGACAAGGCGAUGCUAUAUGGCCGAAGCUGUUCACGGCUGCAUUACAAUGGAUAAUGAAAUCAUUAUCCUGGGAAGAAAGGGGCGGUGGAAUAAGUGUUGAUGGAAGAUUUCUCUCGAACCUUCGGUUCGCGUACGACAUCGUUCUCUUUUCGAGCAGUACCAUUGAAGCAGAAACGAUGUUCAACGAAUUGAACGAAGCAGGGAAGAGAAUAGGACCGCGAAUAAACAGAAAGAAGACACAGUUCAAGAAGAACGCCUACUGCGAGGACGGAGGAGUACAAUCUGAAAGCUCCCAAAUCGUGGAAACUUCGUCAUACGUACACCUCGGACGUUCAGUGAACAUGGAAAAUGACUUGAAGGAAGAAAUGUAUAGAAGAAUGAGAGCAGCAUGGGCAGCAUUCGCACCCGUCAUGGAAGCUACGGACCAACUAACGGAAGAAGAUCUUCGUGCCUAUCUGUUCAAUCUGUUCAACUCAACAGUUCUUCCAGCGCUCUCUUACGCAGUGGAGAUGUGGGCAGAUACCGCUGCCACGUCUAGGAAACUACUCACUACCCACAGAGCCCUUGAGAAAUGGCUUCUGAAGUCUGAAGUGUGUUCUGAAGCGGAAUAUAUAUCGAAAGCAAAGCGUAGAAGGGCCGGUCACAUUAUGAGAAGAUUCGACGAUAGAUAG
This is a messenger RNA of Necator americanus (New World hookworm), 693 nucleotides long. RefSeq lists its product as uncharacterized. NCBI's taxonomy places the organism in Eukaryota, Metazoa, Nematoda, Chromadorea, Rhabditida, Ancylostomatidae. The record is from RefSeq and is a predicted model, not a curated record. The transcript has a single exon. The coding region runs from base 1 to 693 and encodes 230 amino acids.